Molecule: messenger RNA, 1410 nt
Organism: Porites evermanni
Lineage: Eukaryota; Metazoa; Cnidaria; Anthozoa; Scleractinia; Poritidae
Source: the annotation of a GenBank genome assembly
ACACCCAUCAACUAUCUCCUCGUCAACCUGGCCGCAGCGGACAUCUGUUACGUAACAUUUGUUACACCAACAAUUUUUUUAAGCCACGAUGUCGACCAUCCAAAGGGAAUUUUGUGCGCAGUUGUAACCGGGGGAGGACUAGCGUGGAUUGGAGCUGAGGCCUCAUUAUUUACAGUGCUUGCCGUUGCCUUUGAAAGGUACUUCGCCGUUGUACAUCCCUAUGGAAACCGCGGAAAGCUAACGUUUCACAAAGUAAAGGUGUGUUUCUUUGAAAUAAAAUGUUAUGCAGGUAGGAAUUUGUCUCGUCCGUAUGCUGGCUCGUGUUGAGGCAAACUGAUUAAGAAACAGGUAGACAUAUCGUGGGCGGAUCUGAUGGGGAGGGUUGCGGGUGGUGUCCUGGUCUCGCCCCUCCAUUCUUACUCCCAAAUGCUCUUUCCUUAUCUCAGAGACGAACUUUAUAUCUAAGACAUUUUUUCGUCUCGAAAAAAAUAACUGACUUUUAGAUGUGUGAUUCAACUUUUUAAAUAUUUUUUUGUCUCUUUAUUUCAGGUGAUUAUUCCUGGAAUUUGGAUCCUCGCAGCAAUAAGCAAAAUCCCAAGAUUCAUAAAACGGAGCCGUUUUGAGAAGGAAAAUAUGUCUAACUACUGCAUUUCUUUAUUAACUGAGGAAGGCGUAAAGGCCCUCUUUACUGUUUACACUUCAAUUAAUUCUGUUUUGUUUAUUUUUCUGGUCUUGUUAUACUCCAAGGUGGUGUACACCUUAUGGUUCAAGAACAGUGAUGAUGUACUUACACAUUAUCAACAGGUAUGCGGUAGGACAUAACUAGGUUUAGCCCCGGAAAGUGGGAUACUCAACAACGCGGGAGGCUCCCCCUUGAUGUCCGACCCCUUAUCCUUUUAUAUACUAUUUUUGACAGAAGAGAUGCCCUUUUCGGGCGGAGCCUCACAAUAUAGGCAAUUAAAGGAAGUAGACAAGACGAAACACUUGGUAUUAUAGGUCACUUAUAUUGUACACUUGGGUAACCUGUGGUUUAUGUAUUUGUUUUGUAUACAGGGUGUGUUGAGGUUAAGGAAGCGCGCCACCUUAACGGCUGUUACCAUCAGUGCCAUUCUUGUAAUCUCUUGGGGAGCAGAAGGAAUAUUGCACCUGAUUCAAGAUUAUGCUAGCUCCGUGAAACUGAGUCCUUUUACAACUCGUAUCGCGCACAUGAUAAUGAUAUUUAACUCUGCCGUCAAUCCCUUUGCUUACGCUUUGCUGAACCAAAGAUUCAGGAAGAAAAUGAAGCAAAUGGUAUGUCCGCGUUCUUUUAGAACAAGGGUUUAUUCUGUGUGCGCGCGACAACGUGAACGGCAAGACAACGAGGUGGCAAUCAGCACCGGUGACAUCCCUAUGACACAGAAACCCAACUGA